AUGCAACAAUUAAAUAAACGUAUUGAUCAACUCAAAGACAAUUAUUCAUCUUUAUUACUCAAUGGUAACUAUGAUAAACACAAACAAUUUAAGAAUAUUCCCUUGUUAAAACUUAAAACAAACAUUCGUCGUGAUAGUUUCAAACAAUCCAAUGAAAUCGGUAGUCAAGUUUGUUUUAUUGAUGUCAAAGUUGAAUUUCCGAAAAAAUACCCUAGAGAACAAUUUACUUCUGUUUACCUUCUAACUCAUUCUUGCCCACCAACUAUGAUCAAUCCAAAUUAUAUUUAUAUUUCUUCAAAUCAACUGAACAAUCAUGAUAUUAAUUUAAAGAAUCAUACGAUUCCGUACAUAUAUUCCUGCACGUUGACAUGUAGCGGGAUUAUGAACAAUGAUAACGAUGAUGACAUUGGACAAAAUGUAAGAACUCCAUUACACAGUAAUCAACCUCCAUUAGAUACGAUUGUGAUUUUAAUGCUUUACUAUACUUUUUCACAAGUGAACUCCAACAAUAAUAUUUCAUCAUCCCCUUUAAAUCAUUCUACUACAAAGUGUAUAAAAAAGUGCAUAAAAAUCCCAUUAUGCUUAUUUACAUCGAGUACCAUUGUAAGUAAAGAUGAAAUUGAAGGAAAAUUCGCGUUAACUUUUCGAUUAUUAUCAAGGUUGAAUAAUUUAAAAGAUAAUUUACAUUUAUCAAAUUUAUUUCCAAAUUUAUGGCCUCAGAAUUAUACUACUGGUUUAAAUGAUAGUAGUAUAAGUAAUAAACAACAAGAUUCGACAAUUUGCGUAUCAUUUUGCAAAUCAAAAGGAAUAGUGGAACGUAGUGUUCAAUGCAUAUACAUUUCAAUAAAAUUACAGAAAUGUCAGCUUAAGCUAAAAAGUAAUUAUCCUGAAACUUUCUGGCCAAUUUUACAAGAACUUGUUUUCUACAAUAAUCUUAUAACCGAACUUAAAAAAGGCAACAUUAAUAAUAAUAAUGCUUUCUUGGUGAUAACCAUCUCCACAUGGUAUUAUGCAAGAAUAAGGAGGUAA
Molecule: messenger RNA, 1029 nt
Organism: Heterobilharzia americana
Lineage: Eukaryota; Metazoa; Platyhelminthes; Trematoda; Strigeidida; Schistosomatidae
Source: the annotation of a GenBank genome assembly